Messenger RNA from Scutellospora calospora, 163 nucleotides. Lineage: Eukaryota; Fungi; Glomeromycota; Glomeromycetes; Diversisporales; Gigasporaceae. The record is from the annotation of a GenBank genome assembly.
ACUCAAGAUAUUACUCAAAUUAUUAAAACUUAUAUUGUUAAUAGUUUUUUUGAUAGUUAUAUUAUUAAUGUAAAUAAAGAUCUAAAUAAAGAACAGUAUGUUAGUACUAGGAUAAAAUGGAAUAAGUUAGUAGAAAUGAAAAAAGAUAUACAAAGUGCAGAAG